Molecule: messenger RNA, 2118 nt
Organism: Talaromyces amestolkiae
Lineage: Eukaryota; Fungi; Ascomycota; Eurotiomycetes; Eurotiales; Trichocomaceae
Exons: 2
Coding region: 1-2118 (705 amino acids)
Biological process (GO): amine metabolic process
Molecular function (GO): primary methylamine oxidase activity; quinone binding; copper ion binding
Source: RefSeq, a predicted model, not a curated record
AUGGCGCCUGAUACAUCUUCUAUACCGGGUUAUACCAUUUUCCGUGAGGACGAUUAUGGGUCCAGUUCUGCUGCUAGCCAGAUCACUGGAAAACAACCGCAUCCACUAGAUCAACUGAGCAUCGAGGAAAUCCCCCUCGCCGCAAAACUGAUCCGCGAAUUCGCAUCCCCAAAACAAGUCAAAUUCAACUGCAUCACGCUCCGCGAACCGCUCAAGGCCGAGUAUGCCGCAUACCGCCAGGGCCUGGGCCCCCGACCUGACCGUCGCGUGUUCGCGAUUGUGCUCGAAGUCGGAACUGCCAACUGCGCCGAAGUAGUCGUGAAUCUGAACAAGGCCACCGUCGAGGAAUGGAAGGAAGUCAAGGAAGUUAUGCCAACCCUCACCCUCGAGGAUUUGGAUAUCAUGGAACGCAUCUGUCGUAAAGACCCGCGCGUCAUCCAGGCUUGUAAAGAGAUUGGGAUUACGGAUAUGUCCAAAGUCUUUAUUGAUGGAUGGGCAAUUGGUGUUGAUGAGCGAUGGGGUUUUGAUCGCCGACUCCAACAAGGUUUGGCGUACUAUCGCUCAUCCGCAUUUGACAAUCAGUACGCUCAUCCGCUCGAUUUCUCGAUUGUGGCCGAUACGGAAACAGAAGAGAUUCUCAGCGUGGAUGUCCGCACUGUCAAUGGAGAGCGGACGCAGGUCAAUCUCGAAGGAUCGAAUUAUCUGCCUGAGUUCAUCUCUGAUGGGUACAAGCAUGAUCGUUUGAAACCGAUUAACAUCACGCAGCCGCAAGGUGUCUCCUUUCGCAUGCGUGGGAAUGAGUUGUCCUGGGCUGGGUACAAGAUGCAUAUUGGUUUCAACUACCGUGAAGGUAUCGUCAUUUCGGACGUGCGUAUCGACGAUCCAUACCAGGAGCGAGAACGGACCCUCUUCAAUAGGAUUAGUGUUGUCGAGAUGGUUGUUCCUUACGGCAGCCCUGACACCCCUCAUCACAAGAAGCAUGCUUUCGAUGUUGGCGAGUAUGGUUCAGGCCUAAUGACGAACUCGCUGAAAUUGGGUUGUGACUGCAAGGGCGCUAUCCACUACCUCGAUGCCAUCGUGUCAACGGCCAAGGGAGAAGCAGCCAUGAUCAAAAACGCAAUCUGUAUUCACGAAGAGGACAACGGAUUGCUUUUCAAGCAUACCGAUUACCGCGACGGAACCGUCAUUUCAGCUCGUGAUCGCAAAUUGAUCAUUUCUCAGAUUAUCACCGCUGCAAACUACGAGUACGGGUUCUACCAUACCUUUACGCUUGAUGGUACAUACAAACUCGAAGUCAAGCUUACCGGUCAACUGAACACAUACCCCAUGCAYCCCACCGAACAAGCCGCUCCCUGGGGCACCGAAGUCCAGCCUCGCAUCAAUGCGCAGAACCAUCAACACAUCUUCUCGCUACGUAUUGACCCCGAAAUCGACGGCACCAACAACACCGUCAUCCAAUCCGAUGCCCACCCCUCCGACGAACCUGUCGGGUCACCCAACAACUACUACGGCAACGCAUUUUACGCCAAAAAGACACCCCUCCGCACCGCCCUCGAAGGCGCAGCAGACUACUGCCACGAGACAAGUCGAUCAUGGGACAUCGUAAACCCCAACAUCAUCAAUGAGAUAUGCCACAAACCCGUCGGCUACAAGAUCCUCAACAACAACUGCCCGCUCCUCCUACCCAAGCCGGGUAGCGUCGUCUGGAAACGCGCCGGCUUCGCACGCAAAGCGCUCUGGGUCGUUCCAUACAAGGACUACGAGCUUUUCCCUGCAGGCGACUACGUCUGCCAAUCUGACGGCCGCGACAACCACCCACACAACCAAACCGUCGUCGACUGGGCAAACCGCAACGAAUCAAUCGAAAACACAGAUAUUGUCUGCUACCUCCAGUUUGGUCUCACCCAUUUCCCGCGUCUUGAGGACUAUCCGAUCAUGCCUGCUGAGCCAGUGAGCAUCAUGUUGAGAGCGUCGAAUUUCUUUGAGAAGAAUCCGGCACUCUGGGUGCCACCGUCGGCGAUCUGUGUGGAUACGGUUUCGCAUGAUGCUUUCCCUUCGGCGGGGAAGUGUUGUGCUGGUGGUAGUGGAAAGGAAGGGGAGCAUCAGUCUAGAUUGUAA